CGCGAUGCCAGCGGUGGCUAGGUUGAACCGCCGCGGACUACACUUCCCGACGCGACACGCGAGGCGUUACCAGCGGCGGCUGAGGUAAACGGCUGCGGACUACUCUUCCCGACGCGCCGCGCGAGGCGCCGCCGGCGGCCGGCCGGGGGCGGGCCGACGCGGGAAGCUCCGGACGUGAGGCAUGAGCGGCGCCCUCCCCCGGCCCGCGCGCGUCCUGCUGCCUCCCCGAGCGAGGGUCGCGCGGCGCGGGGCCUAGCGGCGGGCAUCUCGAGCCCUCGGCGUGCGCAGGGGCUGCUGCGGCCGCGCCGGGCGCCGGCGAGGGCGGCGGCCACCAUGGAGGUGAGCGGGCCGGAAGACGACCCCUUCCUGUCGCAGCUGCACCAGGUGCAGUGCCCCGUGUGCCAGCAGAUGAUGCCCGCCGCGCACAUCAACUCGCACCUGGACCGCUGUCUGCUGCUUAACCCCGCGGGGCACGCGGAGCCCUCGGCCGGGCCGCACCGCGCCGGCGAGCGGGCCAAGGGGCUCUCGCCGCCCAGCGCCAAGAGGCGGCGGCUCUCCGAGAGCUCGGCGCUGAAGCAGCCGGCCACCCCGACGGCGGCGGAGAGCAGCGAGGGCGAGGGCGAGGAGGGCGACGACGGCGGCGAGACCGAGAGCCGGGAGAGCUACGACGCGCCGCCCACGCCCAGCGGCGCCCGCCUCAUCCCCGACUUCCCAGUGGCCCGCUCCAGCAGUCCCGGGAGGAAGGGCUCGGGAAAGAGGCCGGCGGCCGCGGCCGCGGCGGCGGGCAGCGCGUCUCCGCGGAGCUGGGACGAGGCGGAGGCGCAAGAGGAGGAAGAGGCGGUGGGCGACGGCGAUGGCGACGGGGACGCCGAUGCGGACGGCGAGGACGACCCGGGCCACUGGGAUGCGGACGCCGCCGACGCCGCCGCCUUCGGGGCCAGCGGUGGGGGCCGCCCGCACGCCCGGGCGCUGGCGGCGGAGGAGAUCCGGCAGAUGCUGGAGGGCAAGCCGCUGGCCGACAAGAUGCGUCCCGACACGCUGCAGGACUACAUCGGGCAGAGCAGAGCCGUGGGGCAGGAGACGCUGCUCCGGUCCCUCCUGGAGACGAACGAAAUCCCCUCCCUCAUCCUGUGGGGACCGCCGGGCUGCGGCAAGACCACUCUGGCUCACAUCAUAGCCAACAACAGCAAGAAACAUAGCAUAAGAUUUGUGACAUUGUCUGCAACAAAUGCCAAGACAAAUGAUGUGCGAGAUGUCAUAAAACAAGCUCAAAAUGAAAAGAGCUUUUUCAAAAGGAAAACCAUCCUUUUUAUUGAUGAGAUUCAUCGGUUCAAUAAAUCUCAGCAGGACACUUUCCUUCCUCACGUGGAAUGUGGGACGAUCACUCUGAUUGGGGCUACCACGGAGAACCCUUCCUUCCAGGUCAAUGCUGCUCUCCUAAGCCGCUGUCGGGUUAUUGUUCUUGAGAAGCUUCCUGUAGAGGCAAUGGUGACUAUUUUAAUGCGAGCAAUCAACUCACUGGGAAUCCACGUCCUAGACUCCAGCCGUCCCACUGACCCUCUGAGCCACAGCAGUAACAGCAGUUCAGAGCCGUCCGUGUUCAUAGAGGAUAAAGCAGUAGACACUCUGGCUUAUCUUAGUGAUGGGGAUGCUCGAGCUGGAUUGAAUGGACUACAGCUGGCAGUGCUGGCCAGGUUAAGCUCUAGGAAGAUGUUCUGUAAGAAAAGUGGGCAAACCUAUUCUCCCAGUAGAGUUCUGAUCACUGAAAAUGAUGUGAAGGAAGGUCUCCAGCGAUCUCAUAUUUUAUAUGACCGAGCAGGAGAAGAGCAUUACAACUGCAUCUCUGCGCUUCAUAAGUCCAUGCGGGGCUCAGACCAGAGUGCCUCCCUCUACUGGCUCGCACGCAUGCUUGAAGGAGGAGAGGACCCGCUCUAUGUGGCAAGGAGGCUGGUGAGGUUUGCCAGUGAGGACAUAGGUCUGGCAGACCCUUCUGCAUUAACACAAGCAGUUGCUGCCUACCAAGGCUGUCAUUUUAUAGGCAUGCCCGAAUGUGAGGUGCUUCUGGCCCAGUGUGUAGUCUAUUUUGCCAGAGCCCCGAAGUCCAUUGAGGUGUACAGCGCCUACAACAACGUCAAAGCAUGCCUGCGAAACCACCAGGGGCCCCUGCCCCCCGUCCCGCUGCACCUGAGGAACGCGCCCACCAGGCUGAUGAAGGAUUUGGGCUACGGCAAGGGCUACAAGUACAAUCCCAUGUACAGUGAGCCUGUGGAUCAGGAAUACCUGCCGGAGGAAUUGAGAGGAGUCGACUUCUUUAAGCAAAGGCGGUGCUGACUCUCGUAGGCUCUGAUAGCAGUGGGAUGUGUCUGUUUUUUAAGGAGAGCGAGAGUAACAGAGUUGUGGAGUCAGUUGCCCGUGGAAGUUAAACGAGACCAACAUUUUGUGCCAGAAAUGUCAGAGUUCCUUAGGUGGAGGCACACGUACUUCAGCUAAAUGUGUAACAUUGAAAUUGUGUUCAUUUGCACUCUGUGCAACGGUUAUGCUUAUGAAAAUAUCUGGCAGCUUUGUGCAAUGAAUUAAUGUUAUAAGGAAUUAUCUAUUUUGUCAUAGUAUUUAAGUCAUAAUGUCAUUUCAGAAUUCAGUUCUGUAGGAUUUUUUUUUUCUUUAAAAGAUGUAUAUUCAGGGUAGUUUGAAUUGGUAAAAAAAAUGUAAUUGUGAUUUAAUACUGCAUAGUGUUUUGGGUAUUUUUUUUAUAUGCAAAGGUCUUAUGAGCCAAUAAAACUAUUUCAAAGUACUCUUCAGUUCUUUCACUUCUCUCCCACCUGGGGUCCUAGCUGCCAAUAUCGGUCACCCUCACAUGUUGGUAGGUAAAUACUGUGAAAGAAAAAUGCCUGCAGGUGAGAAGGUUGGAAGCUUAAUGAUAAGCCUGUGGAUCUUUGUAAAAAUCCAUUUUAAGUUUUAAAGGAAUAUGCUAGAGUUGUAAAUGGCUUAUGAAAGAAUCCAGUAGUUUCUUCUUCCUCCAGUUUCUUCUUGCAGCUCCGUGUUUCUAAAUGAUGCAUUCCUGUUUUACUUUUGUGAUUUCCUAAGCGUAAAUACCACACACGUGUGCGCACACACACACACACACGGCUUUGAUUCCUUUGCAGCUGUUUCUAAUUCUUCCCAAACUACUUAAUAGUCAUCCACAAGAAUCGUCCCUUCAAGUAAUCAGUCAGUUCUGUUUCUUUCUCCCUCUCCCCCAACCUGGUGUGAUCCCUCCAGGAACGCACUUCCUUCUGUCCAACCGCUGCACAGCUGAUGUCCAGGGACUCCGCUGCCUUUCUCCUACACGAGGAUUCCUGUUUUCUCCAUAGUAUACCAGCCGUCUCGGCUCAUCCCAGCAUUUCUGUACAACAUAGGCUUUACUAGUUUGAGCAGGCUGGAGCGACAGUGACGCACUCAGCAGGCCUGGUGUGUUAACUCCCCUCCUGUGUCUGGGCAUCUCCCUUGUACCUGCCUCACGUGUUCUAGUUGUGGGGUCCAAUGCUUGCCUUUUUCUCCUGAGGGGAUCCACAUGCUUUAAGAGCUUUAUGGAACAAGGAUGCAUGGGAGGCAAAAUACUUCUAGCUGUUAAGAGUCUAAAAAUACCUUUAUUCUACCUUUAUUCUACCUUCAGACUUACCUGAUAGUUUGGGAAUAGAUUCUAGGUUGGAAAUUACAUGUCAGUUGUCUUCCUCUUUCCCAUGUUGCUAUAGAGAAAUUUGAAGACAUUCUGAUUUGUGACCUCAGCAAGCUGAUAGAAUCUUCUCUCUUUGAUCCUAGUUUUUAAAAAGCUCACAGUGAUUUUACCAGGUGCUGAGUGGAUCCUUUCAGUCUAGAAAUUCAUGUCUUUCAGUUUGGGGAAAGUUUCUUUAUUCAUUUACUAAGUGUUGGGUACUUGCCUCAUGCUAAGCACUCUUGGGAACACAUCAGCUAAGGAAAAACAACAUCCUGUGCUCAUGGAAAAGAUAGUAUGAAAAAUCAUAUUUUAAUAUGUCCGCUGAUGAUGAGUGCCACGAGAGAAAUAAUCAGGGAACUGAGCUAGAAAGGGUGAGGAGAAGUCAAGAUUUUAUUUGGAGUAGCUAAGGUAGACUUCGUCAAGAGGAGGGUAUUUGAGUCAAGAAUUAGAGGACAUGAUUAUGCCAUUCAAGGAUAAGGGAGAGCGUUCCAAGCAGAGGGAACAGCAAGUACAAAGGCCCUGAAGGAAGGUGCCUGGCUGGCUCAGUGCUACAGAGGAGGUGAGUCUAACUGGGAUGGAAGAAGUAGUGGAAGUGGAGAAGAGAUGAUGGGGGUUUGGAUUAAUGUGGCACCUUCCUAGUCCUGGGAAAGACUGGCUUUUACUCAAUGAUUCUAGCAAAGGAGUGUCACAGUGGCACUUACAUUUUGUAAGGAUAGCACUCGCUGCAUUGUUGAGGGAAAGCAGGGCAAAGCAAGGAGAAGGGCCAUCAGAAUUUGCAGUGCUCCGGUGGAGGAGGUGACAGGAUUGGUGGGAGCGGGCAUGGUGAGGAGUGGUGUGAUUAGGAAUAUGCUUGAAGAGAGAGUGCACUUCCUCACCUCCAUUUUCCCUGAGAUUGGCCCUCUUGAACUGAUGUUUGUCUUCCCUCCUUGUUUCUCAUCCUUUUGUCUUUUUGCUCUACUUCCUGGGAGAUUCCGAAAAUUUACUUUCAUCCCUUCAUUUUUACCAUCAUCACAUUUUAAAUCUCCAAGAGCUCACUUCUAAUGUUCCCCUUUGUUUUGGGGGGAGUAGCCUGUGUUUGCUUACUCAUUCGUGUGAUGACUGCUUAUCUUAUCUCCCUAAGGAUAUUUGUUUUUAAUUUUCUCCCUACAUACUCUCUUCCAUGUUAUUUUCUGUUUGUUUCAGUCUCUUUCAGACUGAAAGCUCUGAGCUCUUGGUGGGAGUGGACUUCGAUCCUUACUGAGCUAUUUGUUGGAAAUCGUUGAAGUCCGCAUCUUUAAGCUGGUUAAAGAUCUUCUCUUCUCCCGCUGAGUAGGUCGAGAUUGGCUCCCUGCAUUCUGGGUGCCACGUAGGUAGUCAUCAUACAGCAAUCAGUAUGUCUAUGUCCCCUUGAUCUCUGAAUAUUAAUCAGUAGCCAGCAACACCCCCCCCCCAACUCUCUUUGGGUCUAGUUCAGAGAUUCCCCAAUCGCCUGGAAUAAGAGAGCAUACCUGCCACUGCCCAAGCUUUUGAGACAUCUGCCACAUGGAUCAGGUGGGUUCUUGCCUUUCCCCACCAGGAUCUCUCAAGUCAGUUACCAUUUGCCUGUUGUCUUCACAACCUCCAACGUUGUGUUGCCAUUAUCACUUGUUUUCUAUCAUUUUAACAGCUGAUGACUUUUAAAGAUUACCGUAGUUUUUGGAGGGAGUGGGGGUCCUUGAGAAAAAAAUUAAAUGUAGGUUUAAUCCAUCAUCUUUAUGAAUAUUUGGAUAUUAAAUUUAAUAAAACUAUUUACAGUUUACAACCACAGGAAGCAAUUCCAACUCAAGACCUGAGGAGGCAAGGGGAGAGAGCUCAGGGGAAACGCUAGGACUGCCCUCUGACCAGGAUGGUGGCUGUACGUAGAAGCGGAAGAGCUCGGCAGCUACUGUACCUCUUGGCAGACAUAGGGGAACAAAAUACGUGAAAGAAAAAUGAAUAGCUUAACCCUUCUCCUGCCCUCUGAUCUCUUGCUGGUGCCUCCCAUUGGCCGAACUUACCAAAGUUUCCCUGGUUAAGAAGCAGCGCAAGACAGGUGGAGAGUCGAUUUAAAGGAAUAAGUGAU
Molecule: messenger RNA, 5774 nt
Organism: Mustela erminea (ermine)
Lineage: Eukaryota; Metazoa; Chordata; Mammalia; Carnivora; Mustelidae
Gene: WRNIP1
Product: WRN helicase interacting protein 1
Exons: 7
Coding region: 334-2331 (665 amino acids)
Biological process (GO): regulation of DNA repair; DNA-templated DNA replication; DNA repair
Cellular component (GO): nucleus
Molecular function (GO): enzyme activator activity; DNA binding; single-stranded DNA helicase activity
Source: RefSeq, a predicted model, not a curated record